CUUCACGCUCAAUUGCUGUAAGCCCUCUUUCUCUCUCGUUCUUACCUUUUUGGUCUUCUUUUUCUAUGCAUUUCUUGUAUUCUUCGUUCCGUUUCGUUUCUCAGUGGGUCAAAACACAGAAAGUACCACUGAGCCUUCUAUGCUUUUUGGGCAGAAGAAUGAUCUAGAACUGUGACGAAGUUUAAAAAAUGAUGGAACGAAAAUGUUAGUAGUAACCUCAUUGUAAUAUAGUUUUUAAGUUGAAUUUUGAUUCUAUUUGGUGAAUACUGCAUACCCAUUUUCUCAAUCUAGCAUAGUUUUGAAAAUAGUUGAAGUUAAGGUACGUUAUUGGGGUUGGGGUUUCGGUUCUUUUUGUGAAACCGAGAUAGGAAUAAUGGAAACCCCAUCUUCCGAUGGAUCGAUUUCGAAGCGUUCGCUAAGAAAGAAAGCGAAUUUGCGUACUUAUGAUGAGGAUCUGAUGGAUGAGAUGUUUGAGAAGCAGUUGGGUGGUGGUUUGAAGAAGAGGAAUAGGACCAAAGAAGAUUUGGAGAAAGAGACCGAAACCGAGGCUAUGAUUGCUUUCUCGCUUGGUUUCCCUAUUGAUGCUUUGCUUGAGGAUGAGAUUAGAGCUGGGGUUGUGACAGAAUUGGGUGGGAAGGAGCAGAAUGAUUAUAUAGUCAUAAGGAAUCAUGUGUUGGCUCUAUGGAGGGGGAAUGUGAGGCUGUGGUUGACAAAAGGAAUGAUUAAAGAAACUGUGAGCAAUGACUAUGAAUUUUUGAUCAAUUCUGCUUAUGAUUUUCUUUUGAAUAAUGGGUACAUAAAUUUUGGGGUUUCGCCGUCAUUUACUUCUCAAAUUCCUGAGCCAACUGAAGGGACUGUGGUUGUUAUUGGUGCUGGCCUUGCUGGGCUAGCAGCAGCGAGGCAGCUCUUGUCGUUUGGUUACAAGGUUGUGGUUUUGGAAGGUAGGAACCGUCCUGGUGGCAGAGUUUAUACUCAAAAGAUGGGGGGUGAGGAUAAAUUUGCUGCUAUAGAUCUUGGUGGGAGUGUUAUCACUGGCAUUCAUGCUAACCCUUUGGGGGUUCUGGCUCGACAGCUUUCUAUACCGCUUCAUAAAGUCAGAGAUAAUUGCCCCUUGUAUAAGCCAAAUGGGAUGCCGGUUGAUAAGGAAAUAGAUACAAAGGUUGAAUUCAUAUUCAAUAGGUUGCUUGAUAAAGUUAUGGAGAUGAGGCAAAUUAUGGGUGGGUUUGCAAGUGAUACCUCACUUGGUUCAGUCUUGGAGAAACUCAAGCUUUUGUAUUUUGUGGCUCAAAGUAAUGAUGAGAAACAAUUGCUUGAUUGGCAUCUUGCAAAUUUAGAAUAUGCAAAUGCUGGAUGUCUUUCAAAUCUUUCAGCUGCCUAUUGGGAUCAGGAUGAUCCUUAUGAAAUGGGUGGUGAUCACUGCUUUCUUGCUGGAGGUAAUUGGAGAUUGAUAAAAGCUUUAUGUGAAGGUGUUCCUAUAUUUUAUGGAAAGACUGUCAACACUAUAAGAUAUGGAAAUGAGGGUGUUGAGGUUAUUGCCGGGGACCAAGUCUUUCAAGCAGAUUUUGCCUUAUGCACUGUGCCUCUUGGAGUUCUGAAACGGAAGGCCAUCAGUUUUGAGCCUGAAUUACCUUCCAAAAAGCUGGCUGCAAUUGAGAGGCUGGGGUUUGGGUUGCUGAACAAAGUUGCAAUGGUUUUUCCUUAUGUGUUUUGGGGGGAAGAUCUGGACACAUUUGGAUGUCUCAAUGAAUAUAGUCAUCAACGUGGGGAAUUCUUCUUAUUUUACAGUUACCAUACUGUUUCUGGAGGCCCAGCACUUGUUGCUCUGGUAGCUGGUGAAGCCGCACAAAUGUUUGAAUCCACAGAUCCGUCUAUUUUGCUCCAACGGGUUUUGACCACUCUAAGAGGUAUAUAUCAUCCUAAAGGAAUCAUUGUGCCUGAUCCAAUACAGUCAAUUUGUACAAGAUGGGGCAGCGAUCCCCUUUCUUAUGGUUCAUACUCUCAUGUUAGUGUGCAGUCAUCCGGAAGUGAUUAUGAUAUUCUUGCAGAAAAUGUGGGGAACCGACUCUUCUUUGCUGGUGAGGCCACAACUAGGCAAUAUCCAGCUACUAUGCAUGGUGCUUUCUUGAGUGGCUUGAGAGAAGCUUCACGCAUUUACCAAUCAGCCCGGGCUAGGCAAAAUUAUUCUAGGAAGAGCAUACUUAAGAAUAUUGGCGCAAACAACGAUGUACUAGGUGAUUUAUUCAAGAAGCCAGAUUUGGAAUGUGGGAAAUUUGCUUUCAUAUUUGAUCUUUCUUCAGAAAGUCCGCAGUCAAUGGGGCUUCUGCAAAUCACUUUUGGUGGUACUGAAGAAAGUUACAAGGAGUUACUAAACAUCUAUCCAAAUCCCACAAAGUUACCAUUGCAGCUUUAUACUAUUAUAUCUCGUGAACAGAUGCACCAACUACAACUACUCAAUGGAGGGGAUGAACAUAGGUUGUCAUUGUUGGUAAAAAGCCUUGGGUUGAAGCUUAUGGGGUCAAAUGCUUUGUAUAAUGCAGCUAACUCAGUAAUAGCUAGCAUUGCUUUCUCCCGAAAAGGCAGGGGGAGGAAUCGCAUAAUUACCGGUAACGCCAUAUUCUAAAGAGAUCAGCUUGUGUGUAUUGGGUGGGAGUUAUCAUGUCUUGAUUUGAGCAUGGCUUUUCUGCUUCUUGGUAUAUACUUACAAAGUAGAUGAUUGAUUUGCUGCUGGAGAUAGAAGAUUUUGAAGGUUUGAACAGAGUGAUGAUUUGAUUUCUGAAGCAAAGUCUCGAGUCUCAUGUUGACCUGCUUUUUUUUAGCUGAUCAGUCACAGAUCAGUAAUGUAACCAUAUGAAAAAUUAGUCAUUUUUAAAUUUGAAGACAUAGAUAUUAGCACUCCAUGGGAUGGUUGAAGAAUUAGUAUACAGUGAUUAGGACAAUACCCGCAUUGUAUUCUCUAUCAAACUCUCAUGUUCAUGUAGACUUACCAACAGCCCACCCCAUAGAGGCCAUCAUUUUAUUUUUCAGGCAGGCCUUUGUA
Gastrolobium bilobum is the source of this 3037-nucleotide messenger RNA. Its product is annotated as lysine-specific histone demethylase 1 homolog 2. The transcript is spliced from 2 exons. Lineage: Eukaryota; Viridiplantae; Streptophyta; Magnoliopsida; Fabales; Fabaceae. The record is from RefSeq and is a predicted model, not a curated record. Bases 374 to 2620 code for a protein of 748 amino acids. Gene Ontology annotation, molecular function: oxidoreductase activity; protein binding.